AUGGGCGUUAAUAAUAGACGCAGUCUGCAUCGGUUCUGUCUAAGUGCUGUGAUUAUUACUGCCGGGUGGACAAUAUGGAUCGCUUGUUUUUCUAAGCUUGGAAUGCCGUCCACUUCAGCAGAAGCAAUGAGCGACCAGACUUUAGACUACUUUCUCCAGAAGGGCAGAAUCCAAAACAAGGAUGCGGCAGAAAUCGAGUGGUACCACGCUGCCAACAGCCAAUCCAAAACCUCCGAAGCGCUUGAGAGCUCUGCGCAUAUGAUUGAAGCCGAUAUUCUUCUCAGAGGUCUUGAUCCUGUAGAACCUAUAAUGGCACAUCCUCCACAAACGGACAGUGAUAUUAGUCUGCGAGACUGGCUCACACAGGUCAUAACGUCAGACAAAGGAGUAAAACUAGAUUUCAAAAGCCUGGCUGCAGUAGGUCCAUCCAUAGCUCUGCUGCAGGAGGUCCGCGCUCAGCUGCGAGGACCGGUGUGGAUUAAUGCGGACAUUCUGCCAGGACCUGGGGGGAAAGCGGUUCCUCUAGACCCCCAGGCCUUCAUCGCUGCAGUGGGUCCAACGUCUGAUAGUGAUGUUCUGUCCUUAGGAUGGACCACUGGCUGGACCCCGGACACAGAAAACCCUGGGUACAGCUGGGAAAUGGUACAUCAGAUGGAGGCAGUGUGUAAGACCCUGAAGCAGCCAGUCACCUUCCCAGUUCGAGCUUCCUUACUGGCUCAGUCCUUCCCACAGUUACAGUGGCUUCUUCAGCAGUCUGACAGGUACAGCUUGACGAUUUGGACUGGACAGAGUGACGUUUUGGAUGUGAAAGAUCUUUUGCCUUAUAGGCAGAACUUCAGCAGAACCAGGAUCUACUAUGAUCUGCUAGAAUCACAGAUCAGCCAGUUUAAAGGAUUGCCAGGCUACUCCUGAAAGAGGAUCCCUUGACACUCUGAAAUGGACAGAAUUAAU
Messenger RNA from Chanos chanos (milkfish), 951 nucleotides. RefSeq names its product family with sequence similarity 151 member B (gene fam151b). The coding region runs from base 1 to 912 and encodes 303 amino acids. Lineage: Eukaryota; Metazoa; Chordata; Actinopteri; Gonorynchiformes; Chanidae. The transcript is spliced from 6 exons. The record is from RefSeq and is a predicted model, not a curated record.